AUGGUGGCAAAUUCUUACUGCCAUCCUAAGUAUAAGAGUGUAACCUUUUGGGAUCUUCCUGGAAUUGGAAGCCCUAAUUUUAAAGCCAGUGAAUAUUUAAAUGAAUUCAAUUUUCAGCAUUAUGACUUUUUCGUUAUAAUGGCAUCUGAAAGAUUCAAAGAGAAUCACAUUAUGCUGGCUGAGAGUAUCCACAGCUUGAAUAAAAAAUUCUACUUUGUGAGAUCAAAAGUUGACAGGGACGUAUAUGAGAGCCAAAGUCGUAGACCUAAACAUUUCAAUGAAAAAAACAUGUUGCUUUCCAUCAGGGAGAUUUGUGUUAAUUCUCUCAAGAGAGCAGUAAGUCUAGACCCUUAUGUCUUUCUUGUAUCGUCUUUCCAACCACAAGACUUUGAUUUCUCUCUUUUGCUGAAAACGUUUGAGGAGCAGCUUCCAAGUCACAAGCGUUACGUUUAUCUACGUGCCUUGCCUAACAUUUCCUCUGAGGCAAUUUGCAUGAAAGUGCAAGCUCUAACAACUGCAGUCCCUUGA
Staurois parvus is the source of this 528-nucleotide messenger RNA. Lineage: Eukaryota; Metazoa; Chordata; Amphibia; Anura; Ranidae. The record is from the annotation of a GenBank genome assembly.